Durio zibethinus is the source of this 1759-nucleotide messenger RNA. RefSeq lists its product as uncharacterized. The record is from RefSeq and is a predicted model, not a curated record. NCBI's taxonomy places the organism in Eukaryota, Viridiplantae, Streptophyta, Magnoliopsida, Malvales, Malvaceae.
UCAAAACUUAGAAAAGGAUGAAAAAGAAAAUAAUCAGGAAGUCAAUGGGUCAUUAAAGAGAUAACAAAAAGAUAAGAGGCGAAAACGGACAACAAAAAGCAUAAUUACAGGGGCUUCCGAAAAAAAUUCCCAUGAUCUUGUCCACGUUCCCACAUUCGAAAAAAUCGACCGUUGGGGCCCGUUCCCUGACAACCAACGGUUACCAUUCAAAACCUUAAAAGCUAACUCCCUCUCUCUCCUUCAAAACAUGACAAACAACGGAAAACAAAGACAACUCCCCCAAGAAAAAAUGGGUUGUGUUUCUUCAAAACUCAUCAAGAGAGAGAUCAAACGAGAAAUUCUUCUCAACAAUGGCGGCGACUACAUCAACCACGUGGUUUCUCUCAAGUCAAGCACUUAUGGGGUCCUUAAUCUCGACAUUGAACUUCAACAACAAGAAGAAGCAGUUGAAGUUCCAGGGACAAAGACAGUUCAGAGAUCGCCUCCUCGCGAAGAGCCAGAGGUAAUCAAUGCCUGGGAACUCAUGGAAGAUCUUGAAGAAGAUGGUUAUAUUAAAAGAAGCCCGAAUUCGAGUGUUUUUGUUAAAGGGGUUGGUGAAAAAGAUGUGAGAAGUCCAUUGAAGUUCUUGAAUAAGAUUGGUUCUCCAUUGAAAGUGAAGAAGUUUGGUGGGAAAGAGAACAAGGGAAGAGUUAAUGGGGCUGGUUAUGGGAAUGGGAAGUCUGAUUUUAGCCCGAAAUCAAUAUUGAGAGUGAACAGUUCUGCGGAUGGUUCGUGUAAGGCAGUGUUGAAGCUGAGUUAUCCGGUGAAAAGUACAAGAAGUGAGGUCUUUGAAGGUGGUGAUUCGGGAUUUUCAUCUCGGAGGAGGAGUUUUAGUCCCUUAUUUGAUCCAGAGCUUGUUGCUUUGUACGAGAAAGAGUUGUCCGAAGAAGAGGAACAAAUCAAGAGGAUAAUUUCAUCAGGACCCGAAAUCCGAAAAUCCAAGAAAUUUCAGGAUUCAAAGGGUAUUCUUCAAGUUUUCGAGCAAAAAUGUCCUGCUGGUAGAGAAAAUGCAGUUGUGAUUUACACUACAACAUUGAGAGGGAUUAGGAAGACUUUUGAGGAAUGUAACACUGUGAGAUCCAUCAUCGAAUCCUACCAUGUCCAAAUGUUUGAGCAUGACAUAUCAAUGGAUUCAGGGUUUAAGGAAGAGUUAAGGAAGCUAACGGGCACAAAAGAGGUGAAAGUUCCACUAGUAUUUGUUAAAGGAAGGUUGAUUGGGGGAGUUGAAGAGAUUGUGAAGCUAGAAGAGGAAGGGAAACUGGAAAUCUUGUUUGAUGGGAUUCCUAGGGCGAUUCCCGGAUGCGAAGGAUGUGCUGGGGUGAGAUUUGUGAUGUGUACGGAAUGUAAUGGUAGCUGCAAAGUUUUAGAUGGGGAACAGAAGAAGAUGAGGUGUGGUGAGUGCAAUGAAAAUGGAUUGAUACGAUGUCCUAUUUGUUGUUCAUAUAGUUGAAUUAUAACCCUCUUGGAUUCAUCCAGGAAUUGGGAUUUCCACUAGGUAUGGUAUUUAUCUAUUGUCAAGCUGUAACAAUGAUUUCUUGAAGAGUUUUCCUUUUUCUCAUUUUGGGAAGUCUAAAGUGGGUUUGGGCUUCUGUUUGCUGAUGUUUCGAUUGCCACAUUGUAAACAUUGGUCGUUUGAUUUAUUAAUCCCUGCUUAUAUUUUAACAAAUAUGUCUACUCCAAUGAUUGAUAUGGCAUAUUGUCAUUACAUAUCCAUUUGAGC